Molecule: messenger RNA, 5680 nt
Organism: Capsaspora owczarzaki ATCC 30864
Lineage: Eukaryota; Filasterea; Ministeriida; Capsasporidae
Product: nucleoporin
Exons: 11
Coding region: 26-5629 (1867 amino acids)
Cellular component (GO): nuclear pore
Molecular function (GO): structural constituent of nuclear pore
Source: RefSeq, a predicted model, not a curated record
CUCCUUCAUCUUCUCAAGUUAAAAAAUGCAGCUGUUCAACUUGCGCAGCGUUGACUGCGCGGACGCUGUCGGGGGUGGCGCGACCUGGCAGGAGAAGGCGCUGGAUCUGCAGGACGAUGCAGGCCACGAGUGUCUUCUCAACCCACACGAGCUGCAAGGGACGCCCGAGGAGCGCCACAGCCAUGCACAAGACCGCAACGCUCCACACGAGGCACUGAACGCAAUGCACCUCAUCCCGUCGCCCGCAGUGACCGCCGCCGCUGCUGCGACUGCAGAGCUCGCCUCGACGACAUCGAACGGCAAUGUUCAUUUGAGUGCAGGCGGACGACAGGCGCACCGAUCGGGCGCGGGAUUGUCGCUGCCAGACCAGCAGCUUGGCGCCAAAUCUGCGCGAUCUCGUGUUUCAGGCCUGCGCUCGGCGUAUGCUGCUGUUGUCCCGCCAGAGCAGGUCAAUGCAGGCUCGGUUCCACUCUGCCUUCCCCACGAUGCGGAUCUGGAAGCGCAUGGUGCGGCCGGCGUCUUGCCGUCGUCGUCGUCGUCGUCGCUGCCGUCGUCGGCCUCUGCAUCCUUCUCCCCAUCCGCGUCCGAAGGUUCUGCUGCAGCGCCCCUGGCCACGACGCGGGCCCUCGUGUGGCGCUGCUACCGAAACGUGCUUGAUCUGCAGGACAUCUCCUCGGGCGGACCACUGCUCGACGCCUGCUUGCAGCUGCGCUUCCCGUUCGCGAUCGUUGGCCAGCGCCCAGCCAUCAUCGAGACGGCAACGUCCGUGUGCGUGUUUGUUGUGACGCGCUACACGGCGCAUCGCCUCGUGUUUCCGCAUCCUUCACUUCCUCUGACGGAGCAGCAGCUGGAGCUUGCAGCGAAACUGCGCGCCCAGCUCCACACGAUUUGUGUCAGCGUUGCCCAACUCUACGGCGCCAACGCAAGUGCCGUGCUGGGCCCGACCGAAAGCAUGCAGCAACGCGACGUGAAUUCGAACAGCUCCCUCUCCUUUUUGGCGAGGGUCGAUGCCCGUGAGCUUUGUGCCAAUCGUCACCACGUUGCAGUGGCCACCCGAGGCGCUGUCCCUUCUUCCAUUUCCGCAGUCUCUGAAACCACACUCACGGUUGGCUGCGAGGACGGCCGCAUGUUGUUGCUACGCUUCCCAGACGCGACCCCACGCCAGUCGUCGUACGCCGGACUCGGCUCACACACCUACGAGGAAACUGUGCUGCAACAGGCUGCAGCUUCGGUGAUGCAGCGACUUUGGUCGGGCUUGGCCGUCUUCUCCUCGGCUGCUCUCGGGCCCAGCACCACACCUCGCCAACGCCGAUCGUUCAGUUCGCGCAACGCGGCAGAACGCGCGCUGACUCGCGUGGUCGCCUGCCAAACCUUGCUGCCUGCCAUGUCCGCUGACCGUCUCAAACAAGGACAACGGUCGCGGCAAUCUCGGUUUGAUGCCAUGCAAUCGGAUGACAACCAGGACGACGACGAGCCUUUGGGCACGGAAGAGGAUGUUGACACGACCGUCGCCGUGCUCCAUGCGGACGCGCGACUUCGCAUGUGGCAAACCGGCUCGUUGGUCCACGAGUGCGUUGCAGACGUUGACUUGGUUGAAUUCCUGUCCCUCGGGCACGGCGCCAUUGCUCGUGAUGCCACUGGCCCUUCCGCUGCCUCCAUCACCCGCGAGCGCAUUGCUGCCGCGGCCACCAGCUCCAAGCAUCUCUUGCGAGUUGCCUUCCUGUCCGAGACCACCUUCCGCUUGGCCGUCUACCUUUCGAUCGGCGAGUUGUCCCAACUGCUUCUCUUUGACGGCACGCUCGCAACAAGCACCGCCGACCUCCCCGUGCAGUUGGCGCACAUUGCCACCAAGUUUGUGUCGGCGCAUGGAUCCUUGCUCGACAUGUCCCUGACGGCGACGUCGCUGUGGACCCUGUGGCGCACUGUGCAUGCCGACGGUGGCGCCGACACUUCCAUGGCGCGCGUCGCGCCUCUUCACUCGGGCAUGCAAGGGUUGGUAUUUGGUGAAUGGAUUGAGCUCCCUCUGAGUCACGAUUACAUUGGACUGGAUGCUACUCCUCUGCCGUUGGCGGUUGUUCCUGGUCCUUCCGCAGCGACAUUUGCCAACUCGUCGCUUGUUCAAAUGAUUGCCAGCAACGCGGACCCGACGCCGUCCGGCAGCCGACCACAGCUGACCGCCAGUCACAUCCGUGAUGUAUUUAUUGCUCGUAUUUUCGCGGCUGGUCGCUUCUCGCGAACCGUGCUCCGUGCGGCCAUUUCGUCGUUUGCCGCUGCACUUCGAAUUCCCGCCGACCCGCUUGCGGCGUCCGCACCGAUUGCACGCUUCCACGUGGCGGCAGAGCAUGCUGUCGACUCUGAGAUUCGCGAGAGUCUUGCUGUGUCGGGUCGUGACUCGCCCUCCGAGUCCGAGUUGGCGCAAGCGACCAUGGCCUCGUGGGCCCGACUCUACUCGUGCUGUCUUGGCUGUGCCUCGCAUGCGAAUGUCGCGCUCGGUCUGUUCUGUGACACCUCAUCGGAUGUCUUUGGCGUUGUUCGGUUGGACGGUGUUUCUCUGAUCAGGUCUGUGGCGGCCCUCGAACGCGUUCAUGUGGAGCGCGAAACCCUGUUUGGUGCCGCCAAAUCAAGCUCGACGCCGUCCGCCAGUCCGAUUCUGACACCCAGCGCACCCUUGGUUUCGGCUUGUGCGUCACUGCUCUUGGCAACCCAGCCGGCAGUCUCUGCUGAGCCCAACCACAAGCGGCCCGUCCUCAGCGCCUCUGAGCAAGCCGACUCGCGGUCCGACCUUGCUUCGCUCGCAAACAACGUCGAGCCGAUCGAAAUGGCGCGCCUGCUGUUGUGCAUGUCCCUUGUGUCUGGCGAGACCAACGCCACCAUCGACGAUUUGCUGCUGGAUCCGCAAGACCCAUGGACUGCUGUCGCUGCCCGUCUUGCCCCAGUGUUUGACUCGGCGCCGUCUCUGCAUCGACAUCGCUAUCCUCACUGGAGCAAAAACGAACUGCUCUCGCAGCUGAGGACGGGUGCCGUGGCCGCGCUGGUGGAUGGCCAAUUUGACGAGCUCGUUUCGGGAAGUGCCACGGCUACCUUCCCCAUCCGCUUUUCCUCCCAAUUUAAGCCUCUUCGCUGCAAGGUAGCCGUCAUUGCCCGGUUGCUGCUUGCGCUGCAGCCUGAGCAGUACGACAACGAAGCUUUCAGCCCGGCACAGAGUGAGUGGAACGCCAUCGCCCCGUGGCCGGCUUCGUUAGUGGCUGCCGCUUUCCAGCAAACAGUGACUGCCCGCCUGGCGCUCUGCUUUGAUCUGCUCUUGCUAUUCGGUGUUUUGACGCGCUUGCGUGGCACGACCUGCUUGACAAACAAGGAACUCUCCCAGUGCAUGUCGACCCUGCUUCCUGAAUGCAUUGCGCUGGUCAAGAAGUACAUGAUUUUGUACUGGAUUUCGCUUCAGCGACCGGUUCCGUCGGUCUCAGCAGAGUCGGUGUCCACAUCCUCCAAAACGAUGCUUGCACUGCUUGGCGAAGACCGCAGGCAACACACGGCUGCGCGCUUGCAAAAUGCCGACGCCCUCGUCCACUUGAUUUUGGCUGAUAGCUCGCAGUCUCGUCUUAAUGUUCCGCUGGCCCAAGUUGACGCGACCGUCUCUUGGUUGAUUUCUCGCUUAGUGUCAACGACCGAUAGCAACGUUCAAUUUGUCGCUUCGGGCCUGCAGUCUCAUGGCCAACAGGGCUUGUUGAUGGAAUUCGUGAGCUUGCUUGACAACCCACCCCACUCGGUCCUCUUCCUCGCCGGUCAAUUCUUCCUUGCUUCCAACCAGCCCGCGGCGGCGAAGGAAUACUUUACCAAAGCCAGUGUCGGCAUUCGGGAUGGCAACUCUGCCCUUUUCGCCGUGAUCAACGAUGCGGAAUCUGAAAGUCUCAUGAACUCUAUCGCCUUUACGGAUUCCGAAAAGCAAACCAGCUUUGCCCUCGUUACCUACUAUUUGCAUGUUGUUCGACUGUUCGACCGUCGCGCUGCAACAGCUCAGGCCCUCGAAUUUGCUACCAUCGCGCUCGGCUUGGCUUCCGAUCAAGAUCCUCGCAAGUCUUCGCUGUGGUCGAACAUUUUCAAGUUCUGUCUCGAUCUCGCGCCGCAGGACUCGUCGUUGUACAUGAAGGCGUAUGCCGCGAUGAUUGCCAACCAGGAUCGCAAAGCAUGCCUGGAUUGUCUGCUGCGGUUCAUUGUGGUGUUGAGCGAGCGUCAGGAGAUUGAUCUCCUGUGCCGCAUGCCCUACACUGGUCUCGAAAGCGAUGUCGAGUCGGCGCUGCUCCUCAAGGCCCACAACAUGAACGUGGUUGCCGCCUCACCCAAUUAUUACGAAAUUCUGUACUCGUUCCACGUCUUCCGCAGUAACUACCGCAGCGCUGCGCUGGCCAUGUACGAGUUUGCUCAACGCUUGGGGAGCGAAGUCGCACCGAAAGAGAUGGUACACUGGUGCGAUUUGCAGGCACGUUGCUACCUUGCGGCUGUGAACGCCUUGCGUCUGGUCAAGCCGGAGAAUGCUUGGCUGCGCGUUCCUUCCAGCUCUUCGGUGCAGGAGUCGAAUCAAGCCAUGAUUCAAGGAUCAUUCAGCUCUCCCAAGCGAAAACGAACCGCUUCGGCGUUGCAAGACGAGGCCCUGAGUGAUGAAACGCGUAUCGAAGAGGAUCACGGAGACUCACGAUGCGUUAUUGUGGAGCUGGACGACAUUUCUCGCGAGCACUUGCUGGUGACUGCGCGAUGGCGGUUGCUGCAACACAAUCCUGAGCUGGCCACUGCCAUGGCUGGAAUUUCGCCAUCGCCCAACACCGUGUUUUCACUCUUGUUGCAGACCGGCUUCUACGACACGGCCGUUGCUCUCGCGACCAAGUUCUCAAUCAACCUGGUGCCCUUGUUUGAGUCGCUCGCUUCGCGCUGCGCCAAUCUUGCCGCUGCCUCCACCAAGCCGUCGCAAUUGACGUCACACAAAUUGGUCGAGUGGCUGCAACACAACAUUCUGUCGCUCGUUUCUCGCGACGCGACCGACUCUGCUUGGCGACUUCUGCAGAGCUAUCUCGACGCGUUCGAUUCAGCAGAUACCAACUAUGAGUACCACCGAGCCGUGGUGCAUCGACUCUUGGCUAUCGAUCGCCGGAUUAAGCUUCCUCAAUGGCUCAUCAUGUCCGCCAAGUCCAAGCAUCCUGUCGAUCUCAUCCAAGUGUUCCUCAAGUUCGCCCUGCUCGAGGACGCUGCAGGUGUAGCCCUGUACUAUAUCAACGCAAUGAAGCGGUUUGCCGACGAGAUUUCUGUGCCGCAGUCUGAUGACACGGUCGCCGCGCUGCGCCCAGCAUUCUUGCCACCGCAGACUGUCGGGCAGGGUAAAUUGACCGAGCGACUACCGUUUGCCACAUGGCUCCCAGUCAACGUGUUUGAUCAACUACUCGCCGCCUUGCGCGACGCCUCCACAACAACGAGCAGCACUCGUGCGGGUCGAUCCACUGCCACCCCGUCGGAAUCUCAACUGCACUCUCUCGCUGCUCAGCUGACCAAGGCCCUUGCCGAGUACAACCGCUCGUUGGAACAGCAUGCGCAGGCCCUGUCCCUCAGAUCUCACACCUCUGUCGUGCCCAUGCGCAGCUAAUUUUUGAUUCGCCGACUGGAGCAUGUAACAAUCAAAAGCUUCCAUAAUCAC